AUGCCUGGAGCGAGAGUCCCCAUUCCGCGUUCCCCAUCCCGCAUUCCCCAUUCCGCAAGCCCCAUUCCGUUUUCCCCAUUCCACAAUCCCCAUCCCGCAUUCCCCAUCCCGCAUUCCCCAUCCCGCAUUCCCCAUCCCGCAUUUCCCACUCCCCAUUCCCCAUUCCGCAUUCCCCAUCCUGCAUUCCCCAUCCCGCAUUCCCCAUUUGACAUUCCCCAUUCCGCAUUCCCCAUCCCGCAUUCCCCAUCCCGCAUUCCCCAUCCCGCAUUCCCCAUUCUGCAUUCCCCAUCCCGCAUUCCCCAUUCUGCAUUCCCCCUUCCGCAUCCCCCUUCCUCGUCCCCCCUUCCGCGUUCCCCCUUCCGCGUUCCCCAUUCCACAUUCAACCUUCCGCCAUCCCCCUUUCGCAUUCCCCCUUCCGCCAACCCCCUUCCGCAUUCCGCCUUCUGCCUUCCCCCUUCCGCAUUCCCCCUUCCGCAUUCACCCUUCCGCAUUCACCCUUCCGCAUUCCCCCUUCCACAUUCCCCCUUCCGCGUUCCCCUUCCGUGUUUCCGCUUCCGUGUUCCCCCUUCCGCAUUCCCCCUUCCGCCUUCCAACUUCCGUGUUUCCCCUUCCUCAUUCCCCCUUCUGCCCUCCCCCUUCCGCAUUCCCCCUUCCGCCCUCCCCCUUCCGCAUUCCCCCUUCCGCGUUCUCCCUUCCCCAUCCCCCCUUGCGCAUCCCCCCUUCCACAUUCCCCCUUCCGCAUUCCCCCUUUUGCAUUCCCCCGUUUUCCCCCUCAUGCCUUAUGCCCCAAGUUUCCCCCUAGCAGGCCCCAUGUUUCCCUCUGCUAACCCAUGCUUCCUCCCCCUGCAGGCCCCCUGUUUCCCCUUGCCGGCCCCCUCUUUCCCCCUGUAG
Messenger RNA from Closterium sp. NIES-65, 891 nucleotides. NCBI's taxonomy places the organism in Eukaryota, Viridiplantae, Streptophyta, Zygnematophyceae, Desmidiales, Closteriaceae. The record is from the annotation of a GenBank genome assembly.